This is a messenger RNA of Penicillium pulvis, 2046 nucleotides long. RefSeq lists its product as uncharacterized. Bases 1 to 2046 code for a protein of 681 amino acids. The transcript has a single exon. The record is from RefSeq and is a predicted model, not a curated record. Lineage: Eukaryota; Fungi; Ascomycota; Eurotiomycetes; Eurotiales; Aspergillaceae.
AUGGAUAUGUACGUCUCGCCCGAAGAGGCGAGCUCGUCCAUCUGCACCGACGCAUAUUUCUUGCCUGAGAAGACAUACUCACCCGACAGCUCGGAUUUGCUCUUAUCACCGGGAGAGGAAUACCGACCCGAAAGCAUGAACCUGUGCCUUUUACCUGCAAACAAACUCUCGCCUGAAGGUAUGGUUCUGUGUGAAUUUUCUGAACCACACUCGGCCCGCAGCACAGAUGUGCUUUUCUUACCUGCUGAGGCAUAUGUACCCGACAACUUGGACCUGUGUCUUCUGCCUGCCGAGACAUACGUAUCCGAAACUGCAGAUCAAUAUCUCUUGCCUGCUAAAGCAUAUGAACCCGAAACCGCAGACCUGUGUCUUUCACCUGCCAAAACGUACGAAUCUGAAGCUGCGGAUCAGUGUCUUUUGCCUGCAAAGGCAUACUCGCCCAACAGCACAAGUGACUAUGGAUGCCAUGUCACGCCUCCGGCAGAAGAACCAUAUGCGCACUCGAGUACGUGGGUCCGACCAGUGGGACCAGAGGAAGUUGCAGAAUAUCAAAGUCUCGCCGAAUGUAAUCCAUUUCUCAUUGAUAUUGAUAUCGAAAUGGCAGACCUUAUGCAUGAGUUCAUGCCAGUCUCCCAAUCAUCGAAUGCUGAGAAAUCAGACCCAUGUUCUGACUCCGACAAAUCCUCCAUCAGAGCUCUACUCAGCCCUGAAUCGUGUAGCCCUGUUUUCUCCGACACUACACCCACAUUUGAGGCUCGUCAGUCGUUGAUUCCAGCUGCGUUAAACGUGCCAAUCAAUAUUGACAUUGAAAUGGCAGAUGCCAUGAAUGAGUUCAUGCCUACGUUCCUACCAUCAAUUGCUGAACUCUCAGACAAAUCUCCUGGCUCCAACGAAUCCUCCAUUAGAGAGCUUCUCAGCCCUGAAUCGUGCAGCCCUGUUUUCUCACACACUGCGCUAGAAGUCGAGACUCAUAAAUCGUUGAUUCCAGCCGCCUUGAAUCUGCCCAUCAAGCGCGGGCCAGAGAACCAGCCAACUUUGGUCAAUCCUGGGGCGUUCAAGCGCCCUCGUAGCCAGGCAGCUUCUCUCCGUUCUGUGCACAGCACCCAAGGAGCGAAGCGACUCAGCGCGACCCGAUCUAUCACUUCUCGACUCAGUACUCGGCUCAUCCUUUCUCGCCAGUCCAGCCUUUCUCGACGGUCCAGCAUUUCGCUUUGUAGUGGUAUCAAUGAGUCGAACGAAUCAGCUCGAAACUCGAUGGCAAAAGCUGAGUCUCCCAACCGGAAGAAACUGUUUGGUAGUGACGGUUGGCUUGGACCGCAUCCUGGUUCAGUUAUCGAACCUCCAAUUUUUGAGCCACCUCCGAUGCGACCUCUGAAGCCGACCUCAAAGCCAGCCCUGUUCCGGGGCCUCAGCAAGAAGUUCAAGCAGUUGAAUAACCAUGAGCCAAAGAGCCCUUCGAAGUCAUUCACGAAUGGUUUGAUGAAGAGCCCCUCAAAGUCGUUCAAGAGUAAUUUGAUGGGAUCCCUCAAGACCAAUCUUCAGGUAUCAUUGGCCCCCACCUGUCAAGCAAAACUGUACUCGGACCUCGAAGUGAUGAUCUGCACCAGUGCCAAUGACUUUCUGCUUCGUCAAUACUAUGACGGCCGCAUCUCUCAGUACUCCGUCAACAAGGUCCUUCAGCAAUGGGGAUCAAAGAACCGCCCACAGGUGUACCAGUUCCACUUCGAUCAGGCGACCCAACGGGAGCUGAUUCUGGAAAACCGUCGUACUCUGGAUCUCAAUGGUGGGUGUUCUACCAAUGCAAUGCAGUUCCACUCAAGCAUGCAAAGCUGGAAAGCUAUCGCAACAGAGAUGAGUGCUCGAACUUUUUGCUUGCCAGACAACGCCAUUCGGAAGAACUUGUUCGAGAUUCAGCAGAUUCUGGAUAUGUUGAGUGCACCGGUCUCAACCCUUCGAGAAUUGAAUGACCUUAGUUCCUGGGCACAGUCGCAGAUGUUCGAAGCAUCCGAGCUGAGCCGGUCUUCUACCCAGAGCCAAAGCCGUUGA